Messenger RNA from Chrysoperla carnea, 800 nucleotides. RefSeq lists its product as uncharacterized. The coding region runs from base 77 to 436 and encodes 119 amino acids. NCBI's taxonomy places the organism in Eukaryota, Metazoa, Arthropoda, Insecta, Neuroptera, Chrysopidae. The record is from RefSeq and is a predicted model, not a curated record. The transcript has 2 exons.
UCUAUACUAAAAGAGUUGACUGACAUUCAUACGUAAAGGAUUCAAUAAAAUUUUAACCGGAAAUAACAAAUAUAUAAUGUCCAUCCGAACAAGAUUUGAUAAACAUCUAACACUUGCAAAAAUCAUACGACCACAAAUUUUGAAAAAACUUUCCCAAGCUAAUCAUAAUCGUGGAGCUAUUAUUGGUAGUCCACCAGGAGCCAAUGUUGGUGUCCAUGCAGAACGUCGAGUAGGCGAAAAAAUAGCACCAUUUCCAGAAGCUGUGCCGAAAUUAGUAAAUCCACAUUUUCCACAUCCAUCACAAAUGCCAAAGUAUCAACAACAUAGAAGGCCUACUCCAUUUCCAACAGAACCAAUUCAACCGGGUGCCAAAGAGUACCCUGCUACCAUAACAGAAGGUAGAGGUGAACCAUGGACAAGACAAUGGCCACGAUAAAUUUUUUUGGCAGGAUAAUAAUUUUAACGUAUAAUUAUUAUAAAUUCGUUAAAUGCAUAAUUUUAGUAAGUCUCACUCAGUUGAGCCUUUUGCGUAUGAAUGUCUCAUAUUGAUAAGAAUAUCGGCCAUUAAUCAACAUUACUAAAGCUAUUAAUUUGUAAAUCCAAAAUUUUUAGUUUACAAUGCACAACCGAAUUUGAAAAAUACUUGAAAAAUAAUCAUACAUGGUUUUUCUUUAUAUGCGAGGUAAAAAAUUGUGCUAUUCAAAAAGAUCCGAGUAAUUUAUUCGUUUCGCAAAAUUCUGAAAAUUAGACGUUCCUCUGAAACUUAACAAACUUUUACAAGUAAUCACAAUGGAAGAAUA